UGAGAGACAACUUGAGGUCCCAGAACUUUCCUGUACUCGUGACAAUCUCUUAAAGUUUCCUUAUCCUUGCUGUGUAAUUUAUGCCAAUUUUUCCCGACUUCAAACGCUGGAUAUUACCGCGAUCUGCCACCUGCCUCAGUGAUGAAGAAGGAGGAGGCGGUGUCGCAUGAGGUUGGAGAGGCAGAUGGUGCAGCCGGAGAAGCGUCGCCGCCGCUGAGCUGCACAGGUGCUUGUUGUCAUGGAGGAGCAAAGAUGGCGGUCCUGGCCUAUAGCCUGGGCAAACGCGAAAUAAAUCAGCAUUUUACCAUUAAAAAUGCCAAAUUGAUAUCGCUGGUGCUUGUUAUUCUACUCCUCGUGUUCCACACAGCUUCUCGGUACCAUGGAGGCGGAGACUCAUGUGAAUGGCUGCUUUCCAGAGGACGUUACUUGGGGGAGAAUGUAUGGCAGCCUUAUGGCUGCAUGAUGCACAAAUACAAAAGCACUGAAGCCAAAACCUGCCUAGCUGAAAAGAGGGUGGCCUUUCUCGGCGAUUCAAGAAUAAGGCAGCUAUUCUACUCCUUUGUCAAAAUUAUUGAUCCAGAGCGAAGAGAAGAUGGAGUCAAGCAUGAGGACAUUUCCUUUGAAGACGAGACUUCCUCUGUUAAUGUGGACUUCCUGUGGUAUCCAGAGGCGAAUAAUUCAAUGAAAGAGCGCUUGAUAGCAUGGACACACGAAGCUUCAGUAAGGCCGGAUGUUGUUGUCGCUGGAGCUGCCACGUGGUCAAUCAAGUUGCACAGUGGCAGCAGCGAGGCUCUGCAGCAGUACAGAGCCAACCUGACAGGCAUCUCUGUGCACCUGGCAAAGCUGGCUGAGCGUGGAGAGGUCUACUGGGUCCUGCAAGACCCAGUAAAUGAAGAGGUGUUGAGUGACAACAGGAAAAUGAUCACCAACCAGCAGCUGGAUCUUUACAAUGACGUGGCAGAGGACAUUCUACACAGUGGGUCCCGGGUAAAAAUGUUUGCCGCGUCCCGCCAGGCUGCACUGGAAACAAUCAACCAAUCAGACGAUGGCUUGCACCUACCUGAGGGCACCAGGAAUGUGGGAGCUAUGGUCCUCAUGAACUCUGUGUGCAACAAAAUAAUGCGGCCCAUAGACGGCUCCUGCUGCCAGACACUCCCAUCCCCAAACUUCCUCCAGAAGCUGUCGGCAUUUUUCUUUCUGGGCUCGGCCCUGGUCUUCUUGGUCCUCCAUAUCCUCGGCAACAACCGUCACCGCAGACCUGUCCCCCCAGACGUAGAAAGCCUUGAAGAGAAGAAGCCAGCGACAGCAGCUGUGCCCCUGGGCCCCAAGGCACCCUUCAAGGCCCUGUGCAGGAUGGGCAUCAUCAUGGCCUAUUUUUACCUCUGCGAUCGAGCAGAUGUGUUCAUGAAGGAGCAGAAGUUUUACACACACUCAACAUUCUUCAUACCUCUCAUCUAUAUAUUUGUCCUGGGAAUUUUCUACAAUGAGAACAGCAAGGAGACCAAAUUACUCAACCGAGAGCAGACAGAUGAGUGGAAAGGCUGGAUGCAGUUGGUUAUCCUCAUUUAUCAUGUAUCAGGAGCUAGUGCUUUUAUUCCAGUGUACAUGCAUGUACGCGUGCUGGUUGCUGCAUACCUCUUUCAGACGGGCUAUGGACACUUUUCAUUCUUCUGGCUCAAAGGAGACUUUGGACUCUACAGGGUUUGCCAGGUGCUUUUCCGCCUGAACUUCCUGGUCCUGGUGCUGUGCGUUGUCAUGGACAGACCUUAUCAGUUUUAUUACUUUGUCCCGCUGGUCACCUUCUGGUUUGUUGUCAUUUACGCCACAUUGGCCAUGUGGCCUCAGAUCCUGCAGAAGAAAGCAAACAAUAGUGGCAUGUGGCAUCUCGGGGUGUUGACAAAGUUGUUGUGCCUCCUGCUGUUCAUCUGCUUCUUUGCCUUCUCACAGGGCGUCUUUGAGAGUGUUUUCUCUGUGUGGCCCAUCUCCAAGCUCUUUGAGCUGAACGGGAGCAUCCAUGAGUGGUGGUUCAGGUGGAAGCUGGACCGAUUUGCAGUGAUCCAUGGCAUGUUAUUCGCCUUCAUCUAUCUGGUACUACAGAAACGCCAGGUGCUGUCAGAGGGCAAAGGCGAGGCUCUCUUCUCUACCAAGAUUUCCAACGCGCUCCUCUUCCUCUCUGUCGUCUUCUUCAUAACUUACUCAAUAUGGGCAAGCAGCUGUAAAACCAAAACAGAGUGCAACGAGAUGCAUCCUUACAUCUCUGUGGUCCAGAUUUUGGCCUUCAUUCUCAUCAGGAAUAUUCCUGGCUACGCCCGCUCUAUUUACAGUUCAUUCUUUGCAUGGUUUGGCAAGAUAUCCUUGGAGCUGUUCAUAUGUCAGUACCACAUCUGGCUGGCUGCAGACACCAAGGGAAUUUUAGUCCUUAUCCCAGGAAAUCCUUCACUCAACAUCAUGGUCAGCACCUUCAUCUUUGUGUGCGUGGCUCACGAGAUCUCCCUCAUCACUAACGACCUGGCCCAGGUGGUCAUCCCAAAAGACAGCGUGGCCCUGCUGAAGAGGCUGGGGAUCAUGGGGCUCUGCAGCCUGGUUGUACUGCUGCUUGCCAGAGGCAGCCAGCCCACACCUGGAGCCUGAUGGACACCUCUUUAUAUGGGUGGGCGGGGGACAACAGCAGACUUGUCAAGCCCCAGCUGAGUUCCAGACCAGAUCAAACCAGGAGCAGAGCCUGCGUUUUGACGAACCAGUGGCUACAGGAGAUAUCCUGUUGUAAUCAGGAAGAACAGUGUCUCUCUGACAGCCACGCUCGAGUCUUUACUGUUUGACUGCUGUGAAAGUCGCACACUGAAGAAAAUAAAAAUGCUAGAACAAAGACUGAGGCUGCCCCUUUCAGGGCACAUCAAGAGAGGGAAAAAAAGAAAAACGUUUACAUCCUGUGGAUUUGAUAGAAAGCAAAGAAAAAUUUCAACAUUUUAUACAAAAGAGAUCCUCAUUUUAAGACCACAUGCUUGCUGUGUGAAUUUUUGCCUCUAUUUAGCCAAACACACUAACAAAAAGUUUAUUUUGUGUCAUACUAUACUUUCUGUUAACCUGGGAGGGAUCACUAGGCACACUCUCCGUCCACGUGGCAGAAGCAACUGAAGGCGUUCUCACUCAGGUGGAUCCAUACACCACAUAUUCAGAUAUCUACAGGAAAGUGUGCUGUUUAUUAUCAGCAUCUAUUCUGCAUUUCUGAUGACUUUAAAAGAUAUCUAAAUAUGCUCAGUAUGGACCAACAACUGGGCAAAAAAAAAUACUAAGUUGAGUGCAAUUGUUGGAAAGGUGGAUUCUUCCUCAACACAUUUUCACUAAUGUUUUUGUGAGUAAAUUUCAAAAUGUUUGCCUUGUGCUGAAAGGUACUGUGGUCCCUGCUGUAGCUCUGAAGUUCUAUGUGAUAUGUACAGUAUUUAAUGAUUUAAAUUAAGCUUAUAUUUUAUACUUUUUUUUGGCUUUGUUUUGUACAUUGAGCUCAUGACUGCUGUCUGUGAAGGAAGCAUUGCGUAGUUUUGUACCCAUCCCAGCAUCUUAUAGAUGACGACCUGCCUCAGAGACACAUUAGAGGUUGAGCAUUUACAGUUCGACCUGUCUGUCCUUUUAGCUCACUUCAUAGUGUAUGUAUAUUUGUAUGAUAGAGUGCAAGACUUUAUUUUAUACAGCGAUUGCUUCCGCAGUGUUUUUUAAUCCUCUGACUCUCCUUUGCCAUUAAAAAACACAUGCCUCACAGCUCUGAUGGAAAACGCACACAUUCUCUUACAAUAGGACUAACAGCAGCAGUUACUAGAGUCAGUGAAGCUAUCAUUCUCUGAGUGGGUGAGUGAAAAUGUGAUUUAACUGUAUGCCUUUGGCUGUCACACACGGUACAGUUUCAGAUUUACCUGGUCAUGUCUGUGAUGUAGACGUGGAUCACAGUCUUCUGUUUGCCAUCAGAGCCACAUCAGUGUUUAAAAUAAUGCACUGACUGACCUGAAGAAACAUAUUACAGUUACUUUAAGGAAAAUAUUGUACAUUUUGUCAGUUGGCUAAAGGACGAUGUGUAUUUUGCCUAAAUAUUCUCACAGACGUUCAAGAGAGAUUAGCACUUUUACUUGUAAGACUUUUGUUUCCUUUUUUCUUUGCAGUGAUAUGUUUAACAAGAACCCGGUGCAGAAAAUGUCUGCACUAUGGCACAUUUUUAAUUAUAUGAAAAUAUUUCUUUUGUCAAACUCAUUUAGCAUUCACAGUAAAGUAUGACUCUCAAAAUCUGGAUCAUAUAAAUUUGUGUUGCAUAUUGCAUCUACUGCUGGGUUGAGAAGAUUGCAAUGUCAGUGGAUUUGUACAAAUUUAUGUAAGUUUUUUAGAAAAAAAAAAAAAAAGAACUUGGGUCCCUAAAGAAGGUUUUCCUUGAAGUGGAAAAUGUUGUCUUUAGCUUUUCUUGCCUACUGAUGUGUGAAUGUUUUCAAACUGAGCGGGAGCAAGUAAAUUUUUAAAUCCCUAACCAAUCAUCACCUCAUAUUAUAAAUGAGAGACACUUCUUUUGACAUGACUUGUUUCUUCAUGUGUAACUGCUAACAGCUAUCAAUUUGGUAAUUUUAAGGCCUUAAUGAGUCUUUUUGGUCAUGUAAAAGCAACAACUAUUUAUACCCCUGUGCAGGGCCUAUUUGAAAUAUGUUACCUGUAAAUCUUUUUGUGAUGUCUUAAAAAUGUGAAAUGUAUCCAUAUUAUUUAUAAAUGCCUUUAUUCUGUUGUACAUUGUUAA
Cheilinus undulatus (humphead wrasse) is the source of this 4768-nucleotide messenger RNA. It is a transcript of the gene casd1, whose product is annotated as CAS1 domain containing 1. Gene Ontology annotation, cellular component: Golgi membrane. Gene Ontology annotation, molecular function: N-acetylneuraminate 9-O-acetyltransferase activity. Lineage: Eukaryota; Metazoa; Chordata; Actinopteri; Labriformes; Labridae. The coding region runs from base 142 to 2631 and encodes 829 amino acids. The record is from RefSeq and is a predicted model, not a curated record. The transcript has 18 exons.